CUUCUCGUUUGUUCUUUCUUUCUCUUAAUGCUAAAUUUCACAAUUGUUUCAUAGUUCUCUUUAUCCUACGGAAAAAUCCAAAAUAUUAUAUGGAAAACAUCAGAAACCCUAAAAACUCGGAUGAUCAUUCCGAACACAUAUCGAGAAACACUCGUCAAAGCGUCGAUAACUCUCUGUCAAGAUCUUACACAUGCAGUUUCUGCGUAAGGGGCUUCUCGAAUGCUCAAGCACUAGGAGGGCAUAUGAACAUCCACAGAAGAGACAGAGCUAACCUCAGACAUAAGCUAAUGGAAGAUAACAAGGACGAUGUUGUCGCCGAGAGUGAUCCAUCAGGAGUUGUCUCUCUAGACCUUAAUGAAAAACAACAAGAAGAGGAUUUGGCAUGUGAUGAUGAUGAUCAAGAUCAAGGUGUGGAGAAAGAUAUAAUCCCUGGUCAGAAACUAGGGUUUUGGGUUCAAGAAAACAAGCUUGAUAUUAAUGAUGAUGGAAAAGUCACGGAUGUUUGCAGCAUAGAUGGUUCGAGUUCGAGUCAUCAUCUUGAGGAUGAAAAUUUGGAUCUUGAGCUCCGGUUAGGGCAAAGCGCCGUGGAGAAGAAGACAACAUAAUCUCUCAGCGAUCGUCAUACGUUAAAUAUAUAUAUCGAAAGGAACAAAAACCUUGAAACAUCA
Molecule: messenger RNA, 668 nt
Organism: Brassica napus (rape)
Lineage: Eukaryota; Viridiplantae; Streptophyta; Magnoliopsida; Brassicales; Brassicaceae
Product: transcriptional regulator TAC1
Exons: 1
Coding region: 90-605 (171 amino acids)
Source: RefSeq, a predicted model, not a curated record